AUGAAAGCCUCCACCCUCGCGCUAACUGCGAUCGAAAGAAAACUCAUUUGCGAUACUAACAAUGGAUUGAGAAAUGGUGUCGUAUUUGCCGCUACCUACCAGUCUGACCCCGCUGCGUGCGAAGUGGUCGAUGAUGCCACUACUAAUAUGGAAAAUAAUCAUAACUUGACAGACUCUGUGGUCUCAGGUGCUUUGUCGAGGGUAAUUGAGAAGCACGCUGAACUUCGCACCACAGUCAGCGCGUCCAUGCAAUUCGUUCCCCUGGAGUUUGUACGGUUCGAUGAUGUUGUGAACAAGAUUCAAUUCGAUUGCUACAAAGACGAGUACUUUAAUUGUCAUGAUGGCAUUCCUCCUUACAUUUUGCGCCAUAUUUUCAAUAACCACGAGUUUACUGUGGGCACUGAAAGACCAUUGUGGCAACUUUAUAUCGUGGAUGAAAGUAUGGUCAUUUUCCAUGGUCAUGAUGCCCUGUUUGACUCUUAUGCUGCUGCCAACUUUCACAAAUUAUUCCUUCAUGAGCUUAACUCUUUGGGUCAAGCUCGAAAAGAGGACUCGGAAUUUAUUUUCCAGCAUGCCACCGGGCUCGCGCCUCUAGAAAAGUCGAUUUUCGCCCGGCAAUCGACUUCGAUAUUUUCGACCGUUCUUGAUCCUUUUAAUCCUGGCUUUCCAAAUGCGUUUAAGGCUUUUUACAAUUUAGCGAUUAAGAAACCUUUGCACUUCAUCGAGCGUGGUCGGCACGAACACACACCAACGCCAAUUGGACUGCCGAACGGGAAAGCUCCCAUGAUCCCAUUAUGUGGGAAAGUAGUUUUCGGAACUGUUCGACCUGCGAGACUCUCCGUCCUAAGAAGUUAUCUCGAUAACGUCAAUUACACGCUACAAGUCUUUGUCGCAGCUGCCGCCAUAUUCUGUCUCAAGGCUGUAAAUCAAGAAAGCCUGAUGGACUUUACAUUUUCCAUUCCAAUGAACCUACGAGAUUCUGCGGGCAAAAUGCCAGAUUUGGGACUUUUCCACAAAAAUGUGUACGUCGAUUGCCCUACCAGUGGUAGUAAUAACGAAAUUCGAAAACUUUUCAAUCUUGGGUCAUCCAACAUCGAGGGUGCAACUUUACAUGAGCUAGCGCCCAUCAAUGAGGUUUCUGAUAUGGAGAUUCAGUUUGAGAAAGUUCUCUCUUUCGUUUCGGCUAAGAUGAACAACGCUGCUAAGAGGUGGCGUGCGUCCAAAUAUGGCGAUGACGACUUGGAGUGGAUGAAAAGCGAGGUUUUGGAACCUUCAGAUUUCCCAAGCACGCAAGUCGUGGAGAUCAACGAUUUGACGGAGCAUAACUUUUUGAAGUCAGAAAACGAGCGAUACCACAUUGAAGACGCCUACGCUCUGAGAAGUAGAAAGACAGAUGCAUUUAUGUCAAUCACUUACUGUUUAUCAUCUUCGGGCCUAAAUCUAGGGAUUCAUUAUCCAGAUAAUCCUCUAAUGGAUGCUUUUGUUGAACGCCUCGAGUCGUUUAUAGAAUUAUAUCCUGAUGGGGUUUAA
Molecule: messenger RNA, 1530 nt
Organism: Lachancea meyersii CBS 8951
Lineage: Eukaryota; Fungi; Ascomycota; Saccharomycetes; Saccharomycetales; Saccharomycetaceae
Source: the annotation of a GenBank genome assembly